AGAAUCAUUGUAAUUAAAAUGUAUUGUAAUUUACAAUAAACUAUACAGUGUAUAGUAUACAAUAUACAGUAUACAGCGCUUGCUGAUCGCUUCUACUUUCUCUACUCUUGUUUUUAACUUUUGUUUUAAUACUUGGUUUCAUCUAUAAAUAAUCUGUAUCUUUCUAUAACUACAAAAUGUUUAAAGAAUUCCAGAAAAAAGACAAAAAAAUAUAUCUUCGAAAUUGAAUAAUAAGAAGUUUGUUCAACAAAAAUGGACGAAGAAAAGUUGAUUGAUGAAAUUAUUAAGUUACGUGAACUGUUGCGCGCAAAGGAAGAUCAACUGGCGGCUUUAAGGCGCGAGAAACAAAUUAUCCAAGAUUACGGUUUAAGUAAUAAUGAGAUAUCAAGAUACAGCAGACAAAUUUUCUUACCAGAAAUUGGUAUUAAAGGUCAGUUAAAAUUAAAAAAUAGUGCAAUAUUAAUUGUUGGAGCAGGUGGUCUUGGAUGUCCUGCUGCAUUAUAUUUGGCAUCUGCUGGAGUUGGACAGAUUGGUAUAAUUGAUUAUGACAGUAUUGAGCUUAAUAAUCUUCACAGACAACUGUUAUAUGCAGAAACAGAUAUUGGAAUACCAAAAGUGGAUGCAGCUGCAGAAAAACUUAAUAGAUUAAAUAAUAACAUUAAAGUUACACAAUAUAAAGUUCAACUAGAUAGUAAUAAUGCUUUAGAAAUAAUAAAAUGUUACGAUGUAGUGCUGGAUGCUACCGAUAAUGUAGCAACACGAUAUCUAUUAAAUGAUGCAUGUGUUUUAACCAAGAAGCCUUUAGUUUCAGCAUCAGCAUUAAGAUUUGAAGGACAUUUAUCUGUAUUUAAUUAUUAUGGUCCCUGCUAUAGGUGUAUAUUUCCCACACCUCCUCCUCCAGAGACAGUAACAAACUGUGGCGAUGGUGGUGUUUUUGGUCCAGCUGUUGGUACUAUUGGUGUUCUACAAGCACUAGAAGCUCUAAAAAUUCUACUCAAUUUACCUCAUGUAUUAUCUGGUCAACUUUUAUUAUUUGACGGAUUAGAAACGAAAUUCCGAAAUAUUAAGUUGCGUGCUAAAAAUGUAAAUUGUAUUAUUUGCGGUGAACAUCCGAUUUUACAAAAGCUGAUCGAUUACGAACAGUUUUGUGGUUCCAAAGCAAACGAUAAAGAUCUAAAGUUAAAUUUGUUAAGAGAAGAGGAAAGAAUAAGCGUAGAAGAAUAUAAUAGAGCACUAAAAUUGAGAACAGAAGCUCACGUUUUGAUUGAUGUGCGUUCUCCUGAAGAAUUUGAAAUUUGUAACUUAAGGAAUUCUAUAAAUAUACCAUUAAACGAAAUUAAUAAUGAUGAAAAUAUAUCGUUAAUAAAACGUAAGAUACAAGAAAUAUUGGACAAAUAUGAUGCAGCUAAUUUAUACGUUAUGUGUAGAAGAGGAAAUGAUUCACAAAAGGCUGUGAGAAGUCUUCAAAAAGUAUUUAACAGAAGUAACUUAACAAUAAAGGAUGUAAUUGGUGGAAUUCAUGCUUGGAGUAGAAGAAUUGAUCACACCUUUCCAGUGUAUUGAUUAUAUAAAAUUAUAAUCAUUUUUUAUUCAUAAAAUUAAUAUGAACAGAAUUUCAAUAUUUAACAUAGAUUUUUAUAAAUGAUGUAUAUGUGAAUUACAUAUACACCUACAAUUAGAAAAAUAUAUUGUUGUAUGUAAAGUAAGUUAAUUCAUUCAGUAUAUUUUUCUAUUUCUAAACUAGUUAAACUUGUUUCUGGAUGUUUGUAGUGAGAAUCUGAUAAAUUUCUCAAUUUAUCUGCUGCCUGUUCUGGUGUUAAAUCUCUCUGUGCUUGGGCAAGAAGUUCAUACCCAACCAUAUGUUUUUUUAUAGUUGCAGAACGCAGUAAAGGAGGUAAGUAAAUUCCAUGAAAAGUCCAGUAAGGAAAAUCUUCUCUUAUAUAUUGGCCAGUGGGUGCACCUUUCAAUAAAAUGUAUUAUAAUCUUUUAUAAGUUUGUAUACAUAGUAAGUAUUUGAUUACAUACCAUGCCAUCCCAUAGAAUAAGGAAAAGAACAUUGAAAUAAAUUAUCAUAUUUUGUACAUAAUCUUUUCAUAGCAACUGCCAAUGAUUCUUGUUGACAUUCUGUUAAAUCCUGCAUUCUAGAUACUUGUUUUUUGGGUAGAACCAUAGUUUCAUAUGGCCAUAUUGCCCAAAAUGGUACUAAAACUACCCAAUCUCGAGUUUCAAAUACAACACGUUCCUUUAAUAUAAAUUAAUAACAUCAAUUUAAAUUUACAAACAUUUCCUUUUUAACCAACAUAUUUUACCUUCUUAAGAAGUUCUUUCUGCAUAUAAUCUAUAAGAAGUGGUUUCUUCUUACGAUUAUAAUAAUCACUGAGAAAUCUAUCUUUUAUUUUAGCUUCAUUUGGUAAGAAAGAACUAGCCCAAAUUUGACAAUGAGGGUGUGUAUUACUGCAUCCCAUUAAAGCACCCCGAUUUUCAAAAAUUUGGACCCAUGUCCAUUUUUCUCCUAGUUCAAGCAUUUCAGAGAUCCAUCUGAAAUAUGAGAAUCCUUAUUAUACAUUAAGAUAAAGAAAUCAAUUUUAUUUUAAUUAAUAAUAACCAUACCUUUUAAUCACUUCUUUGAUUUCAGAAACUUCCAUAAGUGCUACUGUAACAUUAGAUUUUGGAUGAAAACACAUUACUUUACAAGUACCUCUGGCAGCAUCCAUUUGAAAUAAUUCAUCUUCUGACUUUGAUGGACUAGGAACUGAUUCUAAUAGUGCAGGAAAAUCAUUAACAAAUGAAUAUGUGUUUUCAUACAUUGGAGUAAUCUGAAAAAAGUAAAACAAAAUUUUGCAUAUAUAUUCAAAAAUUGCAAGAAUAAAUGUAAAAACAUGUUUGAAUAUACUACCUGUCCGCUAGCUCUAA
Molecule: messenger RNA, 2913 nt
Organism: Osmia lignaria (orchard mason bee)
Lineage: Eukaryota; Metazoa; Arthropoda; Insecta; Hymenoptera; Megachilidae
Gene: Uba4
Product: Ubiquitin-like activating enzyme 4
Biological process (GO): protein urmylation; tRNA wobble position uridine thiolation
Cellular component (GO): cytoplasm; cytosol
Molecular function (GO): adenylyltransferase activity; URM1 activating enzyme activity; thiosulfate-cyanide sulfurtransferase activity
Source: RefSeq, a predicted model, not a curated record